GCGUGAGGAUGGACACUCGGGUUUUUACGCGGCACGUUUUGACGCUCUGCUGCCUCCUGCACGUUUCUCUGCAGGGCUUGCACCAGCGCAGACUGUACAGAGACCUGAUGAAGAACUACAACCCUCUGGAGCGGCCUGUGUACAACGACUCCCAUAGCCUCACAGUUCACUUCAGCUUCAGUCUGCUGCAGAUCAUGGACGUGGAUGAGAAGAACCAAGUGCUGACCACCAACAUCUGGCUGCAGCUGUACUGGACCGAUUUCUACCUUCAGUGGAACAUGUCUGAAUAUCCAGGAGUCACAAAUGUGCGUUUCCCUGACAACCAGAUCUGGAGACCCGACAUCCUGCUUUACAACAGUGCGGAUGAGAGGUUUGAUGCUUCGUUCCACACAAACAUUUUGGUCAAUUCCUCAGGAUACUGUCAGUACCUGCCUCCUGGCAUCUUUAAAAGUACGUGUUACAUUGACGUGCGCUGGUUCCCGUUCGAUGUGCAGAGAUGUGAUCUGAAGUUUGGCUCCUGGACUUACGGAGGCUGGUCUCUGGAUCUGCAGAUGAUCCCCGCAGACACCACCGGAUACAUCGCCAACGGAGAGUGGGACCUCGUGGAGGUCCCGGGCCGGAGGAAUGAGCGUUUCUACGACUGCUGCAAAGAGCCAUAUCCAGACGUGACGUUUACGGUGGUGAUGAGGAGGAGGACUCUGUACUACGGUCUGAACCUGCUCAUCCCCUGUGUGCUCAUCUCCACUCUGGCUCUGCUCGUGUUCCUGCUGCCCGCUGACUCCGGAGAAAAGAUCUCACUGGGGAUCACAGUGCUGCUGUCUCUCACGGUCUUCAUGCUGCUCGUCGCUGAGAUCAUGCCGGCCACAUCUGACUCUGUCCCUCUCAUAGCCCAGUACUUUGCGACCACCAUGGUGAUAGUGGGUCUGUCUGUCAUCGCCACAGUCCUGGUCCUGCAGUACCACCACCACGACCCGGACGGAGGGCACAUGCCACAGUGGACCCGUGUGGUGCUGUUGAACUGGUGCGCCUGGUUCCUGAGGAUGCGGCGUCCCGGGGAGAGCAGGGUCCGACUGGGCUGUCCCAACUCCAAACCCCCCCGAGGAAGUCUGUCCAGUCUGGAGCUCAGCGUCAGCCAGGCCUCUCUGCGACACCCAGCCAUGCCCAAUGGAAACAUGUUGUACGUCGGUUUCCGUGGCGUCGAUGGCGUGCACUACAGCUCCGGCCCUGACCCGGAGCUCCUGUGCUCUCGAAUGGUGUCCCCUGAAGAGGACGUCCUCAGGGGCAGUGGGCGGAGCUUGGGUAUGGGCGGGACCCUGGUGGAGGCGGAGCUUAUGCAGAUUUUGGAGGAGGUGAGGUACAUCGCCCGACGUUUCCGGUCCCAGGAUGAAGAGGAGAUUGUUGGGAAUGAGUGGAAGUUUGCUGCGGCGGUGAUCGAUCGACUCUGUUUAGUGGCAUUUUCACUUUUCACCAUCCUCUGCACCAUCGGGAUCCUCAUGUCUGCACCUAACUUUGUGGAGGCAAUCUCCAAAGACUUCUUCAGCUGAAACGCAAACAUUUAAAUUAUAUUUUUAAUCUUAAAGUGACUGGAUAAUUUAUUUAGUUUCAGCUAGAUCCAAAUAAAAAUUCCAAUGAGGUGAUAAUCCAUCUUCCAUGUCAUGCCUGCGCCAGACUUUGUAGUGGCCAUCUCCACACACUUCAUCAGCUGAAACACAACAAAAAAUAUCUUAAAAACAGAUAUUAUAUCUUGCUACAAAUUGGUUUCCAAUGUGGCAUUUAGGCAUUGGAGCUCCUUCUGCUAUCAGCAAUAGAAAUGAACAAUGGGAAAAUAAACAAAUGAAGUCCUUAGGCCCCAUGAAUGCUUUGCUAAUAGAGCCAUGAACACAGUUUAAUUGCAGAACAAGUCCAGGGAUUAUUCAUGGGCUUUAAAAAAGAAGUUUUACCUGUGACGCAAAAUAAAAGUGGUAACAUGCAAACAGUAUUUUUGAGAGCUCUGAAAUGAACUUUGGAUUAAUGAAACAAGUGUGAAUGAAACUAAAUACAACUCCAGGCAUGUCUGUGCACUCCCUCACUCGUCCAGGUCUGAUCCAUAGCAAAAGAAAAAUUCUAUUCUGUCAGCUGGACAAAAGUUUUAGAGUGAAGACGUUUGGGGGCUCAUCCGAGCAGCGUCUUCAGUUCUGGUCCGAUGGCAGGUGGACACUGCCUUAUAUCUGUCUCAAGGGAGGAGCCAACUACAGGAGCCAACUUUUGUCAAGUUGACAGACUUGAAUUUUUCUUUUGCUGAUCCAGGUUUUUUGUUUUUUUGUUUUUGUUUUUGUUUUGUUUUGUUUUUUUGACAAGUAUGGUUAAAAGCUCAUAAAGUCAGUAUGUGUCCAUUAAAGUGACUGGAUCGUUUAGUUUGUUUCAAUUUGGUAAUCAUUCAUCUGCCCCAUUGGCUUUGUAGAAGCUUUCUCUAAACUUCUUCAGCUCAAUCUCAAACAUUUUAACAAAAUAUUCCAUCUUAAAGUGACUGGAUACAUUAUCUUAGUUUAAGUAAAAUUAAAAUUACAGCCUCCAUUAUCCACCAUUUGACAAUUUUACAUUUUCAGACAGUUUAACCUGACUCAGGCCCGAUAGAGCUGUGUGGCUUCUGAAUGGAGUUCUACACAUACAUCUGGAGUGGUUCUCACUGAGAGUGACUGGGAAAAAGUGGAACAGCAAACUUUAGUUAAAUCCAGUACUCAGCGCUACUCUGCGAUUUAUCUGAACCACUGGUUAACUUCAUGGAUUCCCUGGAGAAUUCAUCUUGCUGACCAAGUUAACUUUAAACUGACUAGAUAAAAUUUGUUUCAAUUAGACCCAAACUAAAACUUCACCUGAAUGUCUGAAACAUCACAGCUGAAGCUGACAUUUCAAUUUGAUUCUGUGUAUUCCUUAAAAUUUACCUUUUAAUUGUAAAUAAUGUAAUAUUGUCAUCUCUGUGUCUGUCUACGGUCAGUCUAAUGUUUUCUUUCUACUGUACAGCUCUUAUCAUUAUGCAGAUCUGCAACAUCCAGUCAAUGAAUAAUUGAUGUAUUUAUUUGGGUGCAGACUCAAAUUCAGAAUGGAUUUGGGUCACAUGUAAGAAGGCACAAAUAUUUACUCACAAAUGCAAAGUAAUCUCAAUUUUUGUACACAGACAAAAUGUUAAGCAAGUAACAUCAAGGACAUUUGGCACUGACACUGAAAAUGUGUGAAAGGAAGUCUAAUGGUCGACCUAUUUGACGAAAAGUGUGGUUUGUAAAAUAUAAUUCUGUAAAUAAACAUAUUUUCUUAGG
Molecule: messenger RNA, 3293 nt
Organism: Periophthalmus magnuspinnatus
Lineage: Eukaryota; Metazoa; Chordata; Actinopteri; Gobiiformes; Gobiidae
Product: neuronal acetylcholine receptor subunit alpha-7
Exons: 11
Coding region: 9-1544 (511 amino acids)
Biological process (GO): regulation of membrane potential; signal transduction; chemical synaptic transmission
Cellular component (GO): postsynaptic membrane; synapse; neuron projection
Molecular function (GO): transmembrane signaling receptor activity; acetylcholine-gated monoatomic cation-selective channel activity
Source: RefSeq, a predicted model, not a curated record